CUACUUGAGUUGCAUUCCUUAAAAGACUCUUGAUUAAUAAAAAGAAACUUCACAUGGUACUUGCUUGUGGAUUAGUGUGUAUGAUUUAGAUAUUAAUUUCUAAUUGGUCGCCCUUCAUUUGAGAAAUGACUUGAAUAGCUUUCCAUCUUUUCUUCAACGGUCGUCCCAAAUUAAAUUUAUGGUUCUUUCAGAUAGAUGACUGGCAUUUUAGGAUGACUAAUCGUUAGGUGGGCAAUGAACGAGGCAAUGGUACUCUUUUAAACAAGGAUCGAUCGAGCAUUCUUAAGGUUCCUUGUACAUCUUGCUUGUACAUAACUUGAGGAAGGAUUGAGUUACACAGUAUGCUAAUCAAGUGUAACUCCGUGGUUUUUAUAUACAAGAAGGAAUUACAAGGAGUAAGGCAUUGUACUUCUAGAAUAGAGUUAGAACUUCGAGGUUGGUCUAGCAAACACAUAUGAUGUCUAUGAUUUAGAUUUGUUUCUUUUGAAAUAUUGUGAAAGCAAUUUCUUCUUCAACUAAGUAGAAAGUUUGAACGAAAGAAAUAUUAAAGAGCUGCCUGGCAAGCCAUUUCUUGAAAUUCAGAAGGUUCAUAAACUUCUUACUUGACUCCUGAAGUUACAAUCCAUAAUGGUUUUGACUGUCGAUUAAUGAAGUUGGAGCCAGAUGUGUUUCUUUUUUUCCGAUCACCUAAAUUACAAGGUGACUGAAAAUUUGUAGGGAUGAGAAUUCUACCGCUAAUAACAUUAAUUAUGGUGCUUGGAGCUUGAUACGAGGGUCUGUUUUGUGGCAUGAAUUUAUAAAGCAGAAUCUUUGUUUAGAUUAGACACUCCUAAGCAACAAGAUUCGCAUUGAUUGAGUUGAUAUGGUUCAUAGUUUUGAAGCCUAUUUUGGUUCUUAUGAUGCGCAGCACUGGCAGAGAACUUUUGUUCUCCAGUAUUUAAGCUCGUCAAGUGAUGAGGUGACCUAUUUUGCAUCUGGCAAUAUUUGAGAGACGAGUGUUGCAAGGAACUUUAGAUUUUCAGCUAUAGUUUACCAUCCUUGUCAAUUUUGCGAAGAGAAAGCUGAAGCCUAUAUAGAGUGUUGGUAAGGCGCGACCUAUGGGGUAAUAUAUCAAUUGUCCCAGGAACCCAUGUUGUUAGGGAGGAGAAUGCCUCUUCAAGUUAUUUAUUUGGCCCUAUGCCCAUCAGAGUUGAGCUUCUUGUUUCUAGCAGACAAGUCUGGUAUUUGUCAUCAUACGUUCCAAAUACUUUGUUAAUUAUCAUGAGAGGAAAGAAUUGACUGGGUUGUGUACAAUUAUGAAAUCCUUUCUCUUUUGGAAAAGUCAAGUUUGUUCGUGAGAGCAUCCAAGAAAGGUUUUGAAAUGCGAGGAGUUUUUAGUUUGAAGAAAGAUGUUAAAAUAGGUGUUUAAGGUGGAUUAACCACCAUUUUCUUCGUGUUUAUCUUGACGUGUAAAGUUUUGGCAGAAAGAUGUUAAAAUAGGUGUUUAAGGUGGAUUUAACAAUUAUAUCUAGAAUAAUGUGAUAACAGGAGAAUUUGUAUGAAUGAAUAUCUUCAGCACACACCAGAGUCAGGGGUAUGUCUGGGAUUGUUUUUCCCCUGGAUUUCUCAAGGUUUUGUGCUUUCUACUCCUGUAAGAUUGGAAUGCCGAGCGGGUCCAGCCCAGGUGCUGCAGAAAACAAGCUGUGCGCAAUGGACCUAGUCCUAUCAACAAAGGCAACUCAUGAGUAAUGGUAUGUUCAUGAGAUGGACUGGCACUGGUAGAAAUAAAAUAGCAUCAUAAUUGUGGACUGAGGGAGCUUCCGUACACAACUUGCAGUCUAGUUGCGGUCAAGAAGAGACUUGAUAAAAGAAAAAAACGUGAUAUUUGAAUAACUGAUAUGAAGAUGUCGUGAAAAUCAAAGUUGGUUGAUAUUUUUCCACACCAUAGUCGUACUUGGUAACAGAGGUGGGAGAAAAUUAGCAGAUAAGCUUUCUUGACAGUUCCUUCAGCAUAUUUUCUACACCAUCGAAUGAGUAGCAGCAGUUAAGUUUGAAGGUGGGUGUUUCCUUUGACGGGCAGUGACUAAACUAAAAUCAUCAAAAUUGUGUGGGAAGAUCCCAAUUAACUUGGUUUAAUACUGUUGUUAGGUCUGCUGUCCCAACAGUGAGAUACCACAGUUUUCAACGUUUCGUCAUCAUAAGCCUGUCCUCAAGCUCGAACUGGCCGCCUCCCUGUAUCUUAAUUUCUUCCAUUAAACCUUUGAAAUAUAGCAUCCUAACAAAAUAACAAUCCGUUCUUAUCAACUUCUUUACAAUUUAAUUAGCUAAUUCUCUAGUCUUCUCCUCUUAUAUAUAUGCAUAGAGAGAGACACACACACACACCUGCUUGUAGAACCUGCCUUGCCUACGAAGAUUGCACUCUCUAAAUUAAUAUGAGUUCUCAAGCACUGACACGAACCAGGGCUCACCAACCAUGUGCUGCUUGUAGAAUGCUACGAAGGAGAUGCGACAGCAAUUGCAUGCUCGCCCCAUAUUUUCCAGGUGAUGAAGCUGAGAAAUUUUUUGGGGUUCAUAAGGUGUUUGGUGCCAGCAAUGUUAUCAGAAUGAUUCAGAUGGUGGAGGAAUCAAAAAAAGAAGAUGCUGUUAAAGCAAUCAUCUAUGAAGCAACAUCAAGGCUCAGAGAUCCUGUAUAUGGAACUGCUGGAACAAUAUUCCACCUGCAAAGGAUGGUUGAAGAACUCAAGAUGCAGGUCGAGUCCAUGAGAGCUCAAGUUGUUCAGCUGCAAGAACAAAGAAACCAGUUGUUGGGCAUUCUGAUGAACGUCCGUCACUUUGAUUCCACCUCCUCGGUUCAUGACAGCAAGUUUGAUGGUGGCAAUUUCAUGUUGGAUGAAGAUUCAAUGGCUUAUGAUCCCAUGACAUUUUUCACAGAAAAUGACUGGACUUUCUGAUGGCAAAUAAAGAGUCCCAGUAAUGUAGUAUUAAACAUUUUCUUUCAUUCAGCUAGAUCUCAGGAAAAAUCUUUUAGCACUGUAUUAGGAGUAUUAAAUUAAGAAAAUGGGUUU
This is a messenger RNA of Populus nigra (black poplar), 3044 nucleotides long. Its product is annotated as LOB domain-containing protein 1-like. The coding region runs from base 2412 to 2930 and encodes 172 amino acids. The record is from RefSeq and is a predicted model, not a curated record. Lineage: Eukaryota; Viridiplantae; Streptophyta; Magnoliopsida; Malpighiales; Salicaceae. The transcript is spliced from 2 exons.